Eriocheir sinensis (Chinese mitten crab) is the source of this 4552-nucleotide messenger RNA. RefSeq names its product beta-alanine transporter-like. Gene Ontology annotation, molecular function: transmembrane transporter activity. The coding region runs from base 1239 to 3152 and encodes 637 amino acids. Gene Ontology annotation, biological process: transmembrane transport. Gene Ontology annotation, cellular component: membrane. NCBI's taxonomy places the organism in Eukaryota, Metazoa, Arthropoda, Malacostraca, Decapoda, Varunidae. The transcript has 13 exons. The record is from RefSeq and is a predicted model, not a curated record.
UUCGUGGUGAGAGGAGCAGUGCGUCGGUGUGGCCUUGACGAGGAAACUAGCAAUGAGGUCAAUACUGUUAGCCGUCUCCACCCCUCACGUCAACCAUUUCCACAGGCCAAAAAGAAGAUCCGUUGAGUUCUCAUGGUUGUUAUUUUAGGCUCACGGUACAGAAGAAGGAUCAAACGACCACCAGGGUCAAGAAAACUACCCAUGGAAAUGCCCGUAACCUCUACGAAAGUCUUUGGGAGUGGAGUGUGUAAGCCCCCGAAUACUUGAGAAUAUGCCCCGAAAAAUCAAUGUAAGUGUAAUGCGUGGAAGGAUAUCAGUGAGGAGGUGGAUGUGGACAGAGGUGAAGAAAUAAGAGACAUUCAGUAUAUAUAGAAGGAAGUGAUGAGAAAUGAAACCUAUAUGGGUAUCGAAAUCGAAAAGAUCUACGGUGUUCAUUGGUGUGCGUUCAAGACCUUAAUGUUGGACGGAGUGAAACCACACCGAACGCCAGACGCUGGAGUUAGGUGUUGGCCACGUGCGUGUGUGUGUGUGUGUGUGGCCGCCCGUCUCCUCUGCCCCGCCCCGCCGCGCCCCGUCUCUCGCCCCACAGGAAGUCAGGAUUACCGCAUCGCCCUCAGGAUGUACCCCCGCCGCGAAAUCCUGGACGCCCACCACCCCUACGCCAGCCACUCGGGUCGUGACGGUCUGGGAGAAGCAAGCGGAGAGAGACGAGGAAGAGAGAGGAACCCAACACUUGACGGAAAAUCUGCUCUCAUCAAAAGAGCAUAAGAACAUAAGACGUUGAUUAACACGCGUGGUGAUCUUCCUAUUGCAUCACCACCACUAACAGCAGUCUCGACGUGACGCCAGCAGCCUCAGCACUUGCUAGGCAUUACACGUAGCAUGCACGCACGCACACACACAGCUUAAUGUUAGCGUAAUACGUAACGCACACACACACACACACACACACACACACACACACACACACACACUACUUAAACAUUAAAGAAGAACAGGAAGAAGAAAAAGAAAAAAACUAACGAGAUAAAGAAAAUAUAUAAAAUUGAGUAAAAAGAAGAAAAAGAAGAACAAGAAAAAGAAGAAAUAUAGUUCUGUAAAAAGAAAAGAGGAAGAAGAAAAAGAAGAAAUAUAGAAAUGUGAAAAAGAAAAAUAGAGGAGAAGGAAAAUAAGAAAUAACAAAGAAAAGAAAAAAAACUACCUCACCAACCACCACAACCACCACCAAUACCACCAAAAUGGACUUCGACGAGAUUCUACCCGACCUCGGCGAGUACGGGACCUACCAGCGCCUCGUCCUAUGGUUCCUGCUGCUGCCGGGGACCAUGCCGUGCGGGUUCCACGCCUACAACCAGCUCUUCAUGGCCUCCACGCCCGACCACUGGUGCCGCCUGCCCGCCGACGACCUAGGAAGCUUAGAACACCUGUCCCGGGAAAUGGUGAAGAAUCUAAGCAUCCCGUACGACAACGCGACCCACCAGUACAGCCAGUGCCGGAGGUAUGACUAUAACAUCACACGGUACUGGGAACUAACACAGGGGGCAGCCACGGGGCCUCCUGAAGGGGCUGAGGUCGUGGACUGUGACGCAGGCUGGUACUACGACUUGGAGGAACACGCUACUUCGGUGGUGGCUGACUGGGACCUGGUAUGCGGGCGUGACUUUUUACCCACUCUCGGCCUCGUCCUGCUCGGCGCCAGCGGCCUCGUCGGGAACUACAUCUUCGGUUACAUACAGGAUGGGUGUGGCCGCCGCCCUGCCUUCUUCAUCUACCUGGUCGUGCAGUGCGCCUUCGGGAUCGGUACCGCCUUCGCCCCCUCCUUCAUCUGGUGGCUCGUCUGUCGCAUGGGCGUGGGCUUCACCGUGCCUGCCAUCAUGUCCACGCCCAUGGUCCUCGCCAUCGAGUUGGUGGGUCCCUCCCAGCGCACCUACACCACCGUGGUAAUGAAUGUGGCUUAUUCCUGCACCCUGAUCCUGCUGGCGGGCGUGGCCUACAUGGUGAGGGACUGGGCGCAGCUGUCCCUGGCCACCACCAUUCCCUUCCUGGCCUUCCUACUGUUCUGGUGGGUGCUGCCAGAGUCUCCCCGCUGGCUGCUGGCGAAUGGGCGUGUAGAUGAGGCUGAGAAGAUCAUGGAGAAGAUGGCAAGAGUCAACGGCAAGAAGCUGCCCCAGAACUACAUGGCAAACCUGAGGAGGAAGUUCGAGGUGGAGCAAUAUAUGGCCGGCAAGGAGGACAAGCCCGCCAGUUCCCAGAAGACCUAUGGCGUGAUGGACCUCUUCAGGACGCCCAACCUCUGCCGCAAGACUCUCAUCAUAACCUUCAUUUGGUUCACCAACACCUCUGUCUACGUUGGUCUGUCCUACUAUGCCCCAGCGCUAGGAGGGGAUGCCUACCUCAACUUCUUCCUUGCGGGCGUUGCUGAGCUGCCCACGUACCUCUUCCUGUGGCCCUCCAUGGAAUACUGGGGCCGCCGCUGGACGCUCUGCUUCUCCAUGGUGGUGGGCGGCAGUGCAUGUGUCGCUACGGUGGUGACCCAGGAAGACCCGACUGUGACGCUGGUGCUCUACUGUAUCGGCAAGUUCGGCAUCUCAUCGUCAUUCGUUGUACUGCCUCUCAUGGCCUCGGAGCUGUACCCGACGGUGGUGCGGGGCAUGGGCCUGUCUGUGUCAGCUGUGGCGGGCAUGAUAGGGCCGGUGGUGAUCCCUCUCAUCAACCAUUUGGGCUCGGAGAUGAUGGUGCUGCCCCUGAUCAUCAUGGGCGUGCUGCUGAACUUGGGCGGUGUGUUCUCCCUGCUGCUGCCCGAGACACUCCACCAGCACCUACCACAGACACUGGAGGAAGGGGAGGAGUUUGGCAAGCACUGGACCCUGGCGGACUACUGUGUGUGCUGCCCUCGGAGACCCGGCAGCAAAGCACCGACAACAGACUACGCAGGCGACAUCUCCAAGCAGGGCGUUGCUGGUAGCUCCCUCCUGCCCCCCAUGGCGCCAGGCGGGGGUACAGAGGCUGCAGGAGAGGCCGACCUGAGACAGAGGAGCCCCAGACACCCCCUGGAGAAUGGCAGGAAGAAUCAGGAGGCAGAAGAGGAGGAGGAAGAGGGAGAGGAGAGGACAGGGCUUGUUACAUCUAGUCGGAAAGUUACUGUUGUGUAGUGAUUGAUGGGAGGAGGAGGAGGAGGAGGAGAGGAAAUGUGCUAGCCAGGCAUUCAACCAUUACCCAGUCAGUCACCCACCCAGCCAUACAGUCAGCCAAUCAGUCAACCAGUCAUACAAUCAGCCAGUCUAUCAGCAACCCACUCAACCACCCAGUCAGUCACUCAGUCAACCUAUUACAACGUAACGAAGGCGGAGACACAGUCAUUAACGAAGCUAACCUAACCUGACCUAACCCAGCCUUCGUCAAGCCUCAUUAUAGUCUUUAAAAUCCCAUCUACAUCAGUGACAUCAUAACCAGUUGAAAUAUGUAACCACUGAGCUCUCUCCUUUUUAUCUCACUUGUCAUGUUACCUACCUCAGAAGAGAAUUUUCUUUUUUCGAUUUAAGACUGUAAAUAUGUGUAAUGUAUGAAUUAUUGAUUUCCUAAUGGUUGUAUAGUAUUGCAAGCGCUCCCUUAACCCCUUGACUGUGGAUUUCCUACAAGAAGACCUCACCAAGCAACAGGAAUGGAACAAACAGUGGCUGCUACAAUUCAAUGAAGAAAAAUGUAAAGUCCUGCACCUUGGGAGGGGAUAUCCAGCAUACCAAUACCACAUGCAAAACACUCCACUAUCCAGCACAGAGGCAAGGAAAGACCGGGGACUAUAUGUUACCAGGCUACCAGUGAAAGCCAAAUCCAUGCUAAUCACAGCGGACAGGUUAAGUAAGAAGUGUCACUUUUUACCAACCCUAAAAACAGUGUCAGAAGCUUAAAUCGAAACUGUCCUUUGCCAUUGUUGAAUUUUACAUAUUCUCUCAUUUCCAGUCACUUUUUUUUUUUGGCUAUUUGCUUCAUGCCAUUACUGAGUGGAGAAAAUGUAAGUACAGUGAUUCCUUGGUUUACGAGUCCCUUACUUUACGAGUGCUUUGAUUUACGAGCAAGAAAAUUUAACUGAAAAUGCAUUGGUUUACGAGCGGUGACUUGGCGUACGAGCAUCCUGUGUUUGUACAAGUCGAAGCAGACGUGAGAGAGGGUUCCCUAUGUACGCUGCAAGACGAGAGCGCUCGGAGCGGAAAAUGAUCGGAAUUUUGAUGGGGUCUCGGCUUGCGUCAUACACUCGCAGAGGUUGCCCCCGCACACUCGUGUCCGCUUAUACGUUUUUGCUCUAGUGUGCGAUCUGUGUGUUUUGAGCACUAUAUUUCACUUACAGUUUUCGUUCACAAGUUUUUUGGAUUUGCGAGUGGCAUUCCGUAAAUAAUUCUGCUCAUAAACCGAGGAAUGACUGUACUUUUUUCUUUGGCUAUUUGCUCCUUGCUAUAAUGAUGUAGCUGUUAACUCAUAAAUGUGGCUCAGAAAGAGAGGAGGAGAAGAAAGAGGAGGAGGCGGAGGAGAAAAGUAAGAAGAGGAGGAGGAGGAG